Pogonomyrmex barbatus (red harvester ant) is the source of this 1364-nucleotide messenger RNA. RefSeq names its product UDP-galactose 4'-epimerase (gene Gale). Gene Ontology annotation, biological process: beta-D-galactose catabolic process via UDP-galactose, Leloir pathway. The record is from RefSeq and is a predicted model, not a curated record. Gene Ontology annotation, molecular function: UDP-glucose 4-epimerase activity. Lineage: Eukaryota; Metazoa; Arthropoda; Insecta; Hymenoptera; Formicidae. Gene Ontology annotation, cellular component: cytosol.
UAUAUAUAUAUAUAUAUAUAAAACUAAACAGCAUUGCACAAUAAAUAAUGGCAAGCGAAUCUUGGAAUGUCUUGGUGACGGGAGGUGCCGGUUAUGUUGGUUCUCAUACAGUAUUGGAAUUAUUGCAAGCAAGUCUUCAGGUGGUGGUAAUAGACAAUCUUAGCAAUGCAUAUGAAGCUUCUAAUUCUCAGAAACCAGAGUGCCUCCUUAGAGUGGAAAAAUUGACAAGUAAAAAUGUUCCAUUUAUCAAUUGUGAUAUCACAAAUAUCAAUGAUCUGAGAAAUGUAUUUCAAAAUUAUACUUUUCAUUGUGUUAUGCAUUUUGCUGCAUUGAAGGCAGUGGGUGAGUCGUGUCAGAAACCACUCGAAUAUUACAAGGUCAAUGUUAGUGGAACUAUAAAUCUAUUACAAGUUAUGCGAGAGAACAAUGUAAAGCAUUUUAUUUAUUCGAGCAGUGCUACAGUUUAUGGUGUACCUGAACAACUUCCUUUAGCAGAGAACAUGAAAACUGGCAACUGUACAAACCCUUAUGGAAAAACCAAAUUUAUGGUUGAAGAAAUAUUAAAGGAUUUGUGCACAUCAGAUAAAGAAUUUUCUGUUAUAUCUCUGAGAUAUUUUAAUCCUGUUGGCGCCCAUCCCUCAGGUGAAAUUGGAGAAAAUCCAAAUGGAAUUCCAAAUAAUUUAAUGCCCUAUAUCGCACAAGUGUCUGUUGGAAAAAGAGAUAUAUUGUAUGUUUAUGGCAAUGAUUAUGAUACUCCUGAUGGUACAGGUGUACGUGAUUAUAUUCAUAUUAUGGAUCUGGCGAUAGGACAUGUAAAAGCUAUGAUGUAUCAAAAAACUCAAAAUCCAAUGGGAUUUAUGCCAAUAAAUCUUGGCACUGGAAAGGGUUAUUCUGUGCUUGAAGUUAUACGUGCGUUUGAGAAGGCAUCUGGAAAGAAAAUACCGUACAAAAUAGUUGAACGUAGACUAGGCGACAUAUCCGCCAGCUAUGCAGAUGCUAGUGUCGCUAAUAAGAAACUAGAUUGGGUUGCUACAAGAAAUAUGGAUGAUAUGUGUGCAGAUACAUGGAAAUGGCAACAAAAUAAUCCAAAUGGUUAUAAACAUUAAUAAAUACAUUAUUUAUGCCUAAAUAAUUAUAAGAAGUUUGAAGAUAUUGCAUUUUAUCUUUUGCAUAUCAUUGAAACCAAGGUGGUAUACAGUUACCAAAGUUUAGACCAAAGUAUGAGAAAAGUAAUUAUAUAUUUUUUGUUAUAUUAGGUGAAUUUAAUAUGUGAUAAAUAUAAUAUGCAUUCAUAUUUAAAGAGAAAUGUUUAAUAUUGAAGAAGUUUUAUUCAGCAUUUGGUGCAAUAUAUAAAUGAAUGUAUU